ACUCCCACAACUGUUAAAGCUUGGUUUGGUGGUGACACUGUCCCUCUGAGAAGAGAGAAAUAGAAGACAGAGAGAGUCCCUUCCAGACAAAACGACGCCGUUCAAUCCCCUCGCCGACGAGAAUGGCAGACGAACAUGUAGAAGCCGAUAACGCAGAGGCCAUAAUCGCCCGAAUCGAGCACAAAUCUCGAAAGAUCGAAAGCUUACUCAAACAGUACAGACCCGUCGAAGCUCUCAAAACCGCCCUUGAAGGCUCGCCUCCCAACACCAGAGACGAACGAUGCAAGUCUGCGAAUUGGAUAAUGGUGCAUAGAGCUAUUAUGGCCAUAAAAGAUGUGGAUGGGAUGUUUUCUUCUUUGGAUCCUGAGUACUAUGACAUUCUCAUGAAGUACUUAUAUAGAGGCUUGUCAACUGGAGAUCGUCCCACGUGCGACCAGUGCCUUCGAAUUCAUGAAAAAUUAACAGAGAGAGCAGGUUUGGGAUGCAUACUACGUUCCCUUUCAGACACUGUGAAUACAGUAUGAUGUCUUUCACUUCCUCUGGUAAUCACUUGCAAGGUUGACAUUCUUGUCUAGAUGUACAACAAACUAGAACACCUGGUGCCCCCUUAUAACUUCCAGCAGAUGCUCUUUCAGAAAGUUGUGUAUCCUGGUGCUGAUUUUUCUGCUUCUGAACAAUCUCAAUAUCAAAUCCUUAGUGGCUUUUUGUUUCUUUUAUAUGCUUAUGAUUCUGAUGGUAUCCAUUGAAGUUGUAAACUGUUAAUAUAAGAGAAUUCUACAAGUUCUACAAGAGAACAACUGAAUUGUUUAUUUACUUUUUGGUAUCUUUAUUUGCAAUAUAAUAGUACAAAUUAAGUCUACUUUUAGCAGUUC
This is a messenger RNA of Fragaria vesca subsp. vesca, 872 nucleotides long. Its product is annotated as actin-related protein 2/3 complex subunit 5-like. The transcript has 4 exons. NCBI's taxonomy places the organism in Eukaryota, Viridiplantae, Streptophyta, Magnoliopsida, Rosales, Rosaceae. Gene Ontology annotation, molecular function: actin filament binding. Gene Ontology annotation, cellular component: actin cytoskeleton; cytoplasm; Arp2/3 protein complex. The record is from RefSeq and is a predicted model, not a curated record. The coding region runs from base 123 to 524 and encodes 133 amino acids. Gene Ontology annotation, biological process: regulation of actin filament polymerization; Arp2/3 complex-mediated actin nucleation.